CCGAGUUCCUGCGGUGCCGCAGACACCCAGCAGUUCUCUGCGAACUCCGCCGGACAGACGCAGCGGCACACAUCGUUCGUGGACGGGAAGCGAAUUCCUGCUGGUUCACCGGCGCCUUUUUCGCGAAAGGCGGUCCUUCUGUCCGUUUCCUGGCCACGCACGUGAAUGAUCCAUACGGUCCCCAAGCGACAGUGGGAAGCCUCUGGUCAAAGCUGGGCCCCCGGCGUAGCUUGCGCGCUCCUGCCGAGGCGCUGACACACUGAACCGGGGCCCGUCAGCCUGCUGCCCGUCAGCGGUUCAGGUCAACGGCUCUGGUUCAUUGAAAACGGCUCACCCGAUCUACGAGAAGGAGGCUCGAGACCUCCCUGAGACAACGUUUCCUCGAGGAAGGACGCCUGCGGGGAACUAGCGAUAAGGCUGUUCCUCCUCCUCCCCCACCGAGCCCGCUGCUUGGUCUGCUGCGGCCCCCGCUGCUGCUGCGACCAGGGACCGUCGAAGGUUUCGGCGCCGCGCUAUAAAGCCGAGGCCGCCACCGUGCCCGGCACCAUGGGCAAGGAAGUCGUGCUCGAGUCAUCCGGAGUCGUCCACCGCCACCAGCACCACCACAAGCACCGCGCCGGCGACCACCACUCGCUCAACAAGAAGCACUGCCCGCCGAGGGUCAAGCAGCCGCGCAGCGUCUCCAAAGGCACGACUCGAACAGCCAUGCGACACGACGCCAUCCUCUUCAGCAACCUCAAGCCCCGGGAGUUCGCCCAGGAAGUCGUCGGCAAGACCAACAAGGAUGACCUGGACAACCCGUUCUACAUCGUGGACAUUGACGACCUACUCUACAAGGUCGACCUAUGGCGCAAGUCUGUGCCACGGGUGAAGGCUUUUUACGCCGUCAAGUGCAACGACAACCCGAUCGUGCUCGAAGUGCUCGCGGGCCUGGGCCUGGGCUUCGACUGCGCCAGCCUCGCCGAGAUCGAGACCAUCAUGUCGCUCGGCGUGGACCCGUCGCGCAUCAUCUACGCCCACCCGCAGAAGCACGUCACCUACCUGCACCGCGCGCACGAGCUCGGCGUCGACCUCAUGACCUUCGACUGCGCCGAGGAGCUGUACAAGGUAAAGGAGCACCACCCGUGCGCUCGCCUGGUGCUGCGUCUCAAGGUCGACAACAAGAAGGCCUGGUUCGCCAUGGGCGACAAGUUCGGCUGCUCCGAGGCCGAGGCCAUCAACCUGCUCCACCUGGCCAAGGACCUCGACCUGACCGUCGUGGGCGUGUGUUUCCAUGUGGGCAGCGGCAACCAAGACCCGGGAGCCUUCACGGGAGCCAUAGCGGCCGCGAGACGGACGUUCGACGCUGGGCGCGACCUCGGCUUCGACCUGAGGCUGCUAGACAUCGGAGGCGGUUAUGAAGGGGAGAAGGGCUUCGAGACAGUCUUCCUCAAGACUGCGGACAUCAUCAACGCAGGCCUGGACAAGCACUUCCCAGAAAGCUACGGCGUCAGCAUCAUCAGCGAGCCGGGCACAUUCUUCGUGGCAUCCGCCUUCACCAUCUACACGAAGAUCAUCGGCAAGCGGUUGAACGAAAGCUACGACGAUACAAAGCCCAAAGAGCGCAUGUACUAUGUCAACGAAUCUGUCUACAAGUCUUUCGUUGUCUCGCUCUUCAAUGAUGAACCUGUUGAGCCAGAGUCACUACAGGAUGGUGAAGGGCCACUGCUCUCUAGCAUAGUGUGGGGCAUCACCUGUGAUGGCGUGGACAAGAUCAAGGCCGUCUGCAAGCUUCCCGAUCUGGCAGUUGGCGAGUGGCUCUAUUUUGAGAACAUGGGCGCCUACACACUGACCAUCAACUCUCCGUUCAACGGCUUUCCCAAUGCGGAUGUGCACUACCGCGCAAGCAAGAUUGUUGAGGACCACCUGCGGAGAAAGAAGCUCAUCCUUUCCAUUCUGGACACCGCUUGACAGGGCCCUACUCAUUCCUACACAGUACUCAAGUUUUUAUACUGUCAAAGUGACCUCCAGUCACAUGGUCCAGACAAUGACUUCAAGAUCUGGCGUGACUGCCACAUGCAAGGGGCCCACUUGCACGCAAUGGUGUCGUUCGCAAAAGGACCACCAGACAAAAAUGCUCCAAAGACAAAUUCGAACGACCUGUUGAAGGGCAGGAGAGGGUUCCACUGAAGCUAGAAUUAGCCAACUGUCCUUUAAGCGCAAAGCCGGCAUUUAGACUGUUCGCGAGAUUUCUUUUGCAGUGUCAGUGUGUAAAGAGGAGUUGCAACACCUGGAGAAUGACAGCUGCGAUUAUGUUUAGUUAUCGCAUGGUACUAUCUUUUACGAAAGAGGGAAGCUGUCACCCACCAAGUAGUCGUACAAAGCUAAAGAGGAAGCAUUUGUACAGAAAUUAUUUGCAAUAUUCAGGAUUACGCUUCAAGUCGUAGAUCAAAUUGUCAUCGCUCAGCAACCUGCUAGCAUGUGAUAAAGCAGGCACCCCGGACAGGCGCUGAUCUCAGGGUCAAUCCCUUUACUAGAAUAAAUUUUUCUUGAACUGUGAAGCUUUCCUGCUGUAAAACCCAUGUGUUUCCUUUGUAGCUUUGUGAUACUUUUGGUUGGACAGCAAUCAUCUCCUUUCGUGAAUAUUUGUCUGCCUUGCAUAUUUCCACAGAACUUAUUUUACAUACUGUAUUAAUUUUAACCUUUUUUGCGAGUUUUAUAAAAGCAACUCAGGAUAAUAAUUCGUACAAUUCUUCCCAGCAGGAUUUUUAAACACCAACGCUCAAUAUAAUGGUAAGCAGUGAUGGUUUGCCUUUGAUGGAAUAAGUUAACAAUGAGACUGGUAGUUGUUUACCACUCAGCAAGACAAAAAGUCAUUCAUAGAUGAAAACAUGAACUGGAAGUAUAGCUUAAAAGGCAAGGACUGCUGAAAUUACAGGGUUAUCUCGAUUUAUUUCACAAUAACAUCUGGCUAGCCAGGAUCAAGGAGCAAUGAGAAUUUACUUGUUGAGCGUUUAAACAAAAAGCUACGAAAAUACAUUUUAUGCUGUUUGACCAUGGACAGUUAUCCUGCUGGCUGGCUCAAUAAAGAUUUUGUUCAGAA
Molecule: messenger RNA, 3082 nt
Organism: Dermacentor albipictus
Lineage: Eukaryota; Metazoa; Arthropoda; Arachnida; Ixodida; Ixodidae
Product: ornithine decarboxylase-like
Cellular component (GO): cytoplasm
Molecular function (GO): ornithine decarboxylase activity
Source: RefSeq, a predicted model, not a curated record